Messenger RNA from Didymella exigua CBS 183.55, 3450 nucleotides. RefSeq lists its product as uncharacterized. The transcript is spliced from 2 exons. The record is from RefSeq and is a predicted model, not a curated record. Gene Ontology annotation, biological process: regulation of Ras protein signal transduction; mitotic spindle orientation checkpoint signaling. Gene Ontology annotation, molecular function: GTPase activator activity. Bases 340 to 3093 code for a protein of 917 amino acids. NCBI's taxonomy places the organism in Eukaryota, Fungi, Ascomycota, Dothideomycetes, Pleosporales, Didymellaceae. Gene Ontology annotation, cellular component: SIN/MEN two-component GAP complex; mitotic spindle pole body.
AAACACUGGAGCCCAAACACUGCAGCCCUGACGGCUAUAACCACGCGCACGCCCGCCCUGGAUUUGCGGGGGAGUUGCACAAAAGAGUUCGCUGUGCGUUCUGCAGCUGGUGUUGUUUAUUUGGGCAUCCACAGCCACUCAGCGUGACGAUUGACAGGGUUCACGCGCCGAGCUUGCACCGUCCUGGCCGCAGCGUGGGCCUCCAAGCGGGAAAGAGCGCCUCGCUUACGCACCCUGCAGCAGGAGCGACCGACCAGCACACCAACCUCCUCCACCCUACCCAAACCUGUCUUGCUACACCACAAUCGACCUCGUCGCGAUCUGCCGACCCACUCUGCAAUGGCUGCUCCGAACCGCAGCUUUGCGGGGCGGAUAGCCUCCAUGAACUCGAUGGUCUCCGGCAUCGAGAACUGGGACGACGCCGACUUCGAGGACGGCGACGGCCUGCUGUUCAAGAACUCGACGGUGCACUCGCUGUCCUCGCGCCUGAGCGUGCGCUCCGAAAGCAACACGGGCGACGACGACUGGCAGGUGCUGCUGGCGCCCGACGACGACCUGGCCACGAACAAGGCCAUCUUCUCGGCGAAGCAGGCCGGCAUCCCCAUCCCCACGAGCGUGCCCGCGUCGGCGCUGCUGGGCGGCAGCAUCAAGCGUCUGGGCAGGCCGAAUAACCACAAGAAGAUCGAGCUCGACGACGACUGGGGCAACGACCUGGAGCUCCCGGACCCGGCCGCGGGCGGAGAGCUGAAGCUGAAGGCGCUCGUGCCACGAACGCUCGCCGACAGCGCCGACGACUUUGGCGACUUUGGCGACGACUGGGGCGAGGGCAGCCUGGGUAUCCGCUUUGCAGGCACCAAGAGAGACCCCCGCGGCGGACGCAGCUCGACGGCCUCUGCCAUGAGCCCGAGCAUGGGGAGCUGCAUGACGCUGGAGAGCGAAGACGACGACUUGGCCGGGCUCGAGCUGCCCACGGAGGCCAUGGAUUUCACCGCCCGCCUGAAUAGACUGAAGGCAGCUGAACAGUCCGCACUUGCGCCCUCGCCGUUCCCUAACCAGCAGCAACGUGAACCGCCCCCCACAUCCGUGCGCGCCGUGGUCCCUAGUGAGGACGUGCCCUUGGCUGCCGAGGAGUCCGUCCACCAGGAGCCCGCCGACGAUGAUUUUGAAGCAGACUUCGACCUGCCAGCCACAUUCCCUCCCCUGGCACUGACCUCAUCUCUUCCGCAGUCACCCGCAGUCACCCCUGUCACGUCGCCGCCGCUGAACAGUGAGGCGGCAUCGUCGCCCCAGCCGCAGCUUCAGCCGGCCAACGAGGAAGAGGAGUUCAUGGAAGGCCUCGAUUUCGGUGCAGGGGAGGUCCUUGACACCAGGAAGCUCACGCUAAACCGUAACAUUGUAGUGAAGAAAACAGCUUCCAAGCCAGCGACACCACCUGCUGCUCGACCUACCGCUUCCAUCACCUUCACUGACAAGCCAUCGUCGGGCUCCAGAAUACCUCGACCACUAACCACGACUGCUGCUCGUACUAGGCUCACUCCCGUCUAUGAGUCCGGCGCCCCAAUGCAUGGCAGCACUCGACCAAUGCCCACAACUACUAGUGCGCAGUACCUCAAGGCAAAGCGCUCGGCGCCGUUGCUCAGGAAUUCCAACUUCCAGCCCACUUCACGCUCGAGUGCACCCUUCCUGUCCGCCGGCAGCUCGACUGCCCAGUCACACCAUGUUACUGCCAGAGGCUCACAUGGCCAACUUCGACGCGACUCCGACCCGCGCCGGCCAUUGUCGCCCUCAAUGCGAUCCCACUCGCGCAUGUCUAUUGGUGGUCAGAUGGAGACACAGGCUUCCAGUCGCGCCACAGCUCGGCGAGACCUGGCUCCGUCUGCUCAAGGCCGUCACCCACCGCCACCAAAGAAGUUGACAAAGCCUCAACGAAAGCGCAAUUUCGGCGAUGGCCACGAACUUGACCUCUUCGACGACUUGCCAACAUCUGCCACCAAGGAGAAGCAGUAUGAGAAGACCCCACGCAACACUCCCAGCACAAAAACGCUUCGAUCGCAGACUAGCACAUCUCGCCUACCGAUGCCAGACCGCAUGGCCACACCGCUGCCACAAACACCCAAGAGCCCGCCCAAGACGGACAACACGCCACGAUUUGCUCGAGACACUGCUGCUAGUAGGAAUGCCCGUGAACAGCGUCUGGCAGGUACAAGGUCGCGAGGUGAAGGUCCCAUCGCGCCUGCAUCUCGGCCCGUCAGCUGGCAAGCACAAGUUGCUGCCCGCAGCCCACUCACGAGUCCGACUGCUCUUCGCAAGAAGAGUACGGGUCAGAAGCCCCAAUUGAUCAGGCAGAUGACACAACCAUACACACAAACCGAAAAAGGAAUGAUCUACAAUCCUUCCAUGCAGCGCUGGGAAGGUAACGAGGACGUUCUCGUCUCGUUUUCCCAGCCGAACAACUCCACCACAACUCUUGCAUUGACCACAGCAAGUACACCGACAUUUGCGCCACCAGGCAUGACGCACGGUCGCGCACACGACCGCUCGCAAUCCAUGUCACACAACCUACUGUCGUCGAUCCACUCUAGGAACCUCUCGUCGCCACGUCUGAUGAAGAUGCCAUCCAACCCGGCACCAGCACCUUCACCACCGCGUCCAGCGCUCAUCUCGCAGAUUUCAGCGCCUCGAGGUGUUCAAUACGACGGUCGCAUGGUCUUCGAUCCUGUCAAGAUGACGUGGCUCAAAGCUCCACGACACUCAACCGGUCCUACAUCGCCAAUGUCAGUCGGAGACCCAGACGACGAAGAAGAUCCCUUCGCUGGUCUUGACGACUUGAAGGACAACGAGAGUGUCGUAGGUGGUAACAAUAGCGGCGCAGGCGGCGCAGCUACCGGCGACGACCCAACAUUUGUUGGCGAAGAGUUCGACGUUGGCCCCAGCUUCAUCCGCAGACAACGCGAAGAAGAAGCUGUCUGGCGACGCCGAGUCGAAGGCUGGGUUGGCGGCAUCCGCGACCCUGGCGAGCAGCAUGGCGGAUGGCGAUGGGCGAUCCGCGAGUUCGCGGCGAGCGCGUCGGCCGGUGCCAUCGAAAACUACUAAACGCUUGCAUACAUGCGUUUCACCAUACUUAACGACUUAUGACUGCAUUGCACAUUUGGAUAUUGGGCAUAUACCCACCCGGCAAAAAGGCGUCUGGACAGUGUCCUGCUAGAGAUAUCCUCAGAGUGUUACGACGGGUGCUCGGAUAGACGCCUCACUCUUCACGACGUAUUUAUGACUUAUGAUUGUGUUUCUUGCAUGGAAGACGUGGGCUAUGUCGCUCCAGAUACAGGAUUGUAGGUUUUGGACUUUGACAUUUGCACGCGACGGGGCGUUCUGUUUAGCCUUCUGCAACGUAGUGCGACUAAUACAUAGGGAUCUUGAAAUACAUAGGAAUUUAUUGCCACGAAUGGACGA